Messenger RNA from Miniopterus natalensis, 951 nucleotides. It is a transcript of the gene POU1F1, whose product is annotated as POU class 1 homeobox 1. Gene Ontology annotation, molecular function: DNA-binding transcription factor activity, RNA polymerase II-specific; RNA polymerase II cis-regulatory region sequence-specific DNA binding. The record is from RefSeq and is a predicted model, not a curated record. Gene Ontology annotation, biological process: regulation of transcription by RNA polymerase II. NCBI's taxonomy places the organism in Eukaryota, Metazoa, Chordata, Mammalia, Chiroptera, Miniopteridae.
AUGAGUUGCCAACCUUUUACUUCGGCUGACACCUUCAUACCUCUUAAUUCGGAGUCUUCUGCAGCUCUGCCUCUGCUAAUGCACCACAGCGCUGCCGAGUGCCUACCGGUCUCCAACCACACCACCAAUGUGAUGUCCACAGUCCCGUCUAUUUUGUCUUUGAUCCAAACUUCUAAAUGUUUGUGCACAUAUUUCUCGGUGACAACAUUGGGAAACACAGCAACUGGACUUCAUUACUCUGUUCCUUCCUGUCAUUACGGAAAUCAGCCAUCAACCUACGGAGUGAUGGCAGGCAGCCUGGCGCCCUGCCUCUACAAGUUCCCCGACCACGCCCUGGGCCCCGGCUUCGCGCCCCCCCAGCCCCUCCUGGCCGAGGACCCCGCGGCCGCCCAGUUCAAGCAGGAGCUCCGGCGAAAAAGCAAACUGGUGGAAGAGCCAAUAGACAUGGAUUCUCCGGAAAUUCGAGAGCUGGAGAAGUUCGCCAAUGAGUUUAAAGUGAGAAGAAUUAAGUUAGGAUACACCCAGACAAAUGUUGGGGAAGCCCUGGCAGCUGUGCACGGCUCCGAAUUCAGUCAGACAACUAUCUGCCGAUUUGAAAACCUGCAGCUCAGCUUCAAAAAUGCAUGCAAACUAAAAGCAAUACUAUCCAAAUGGCUGGAGGAAGCCGAGCAAGUGGGAGCUUUAUACAAUGAAAAAGUGGGAGCAAACGAAAGGAAAAGGAAACGGAGAACAACCAUAAGCAUUGCUGCAAAAGGUGCCCUGGAGAGACACUUUGGAGAGCAGAAUAAGCCCUCCUCCCAAGAGAUCAUGAGGAUGGCCGAAGAACUGAAUCUUGAGAAGGAGGUAGUAAGAGUUUGGUUUUGCAACAGAAGGCAGAGAGAAAAACGGGUGAAAACAAGUUUGAAUCAGAGUUUAUUUAGUAUUUCCAAGGAAAAUCUUGAAUGCAGAUAA